CACUAGAGAUGCUUAGGCUGCUAUUUUAUUUAUUGAGUUCUAUUUUCAUUAUUUCUGCUCAACCUUUCCCUUUUACUGUCAAGGAAGACGAUGCCUCUGUCAAUGUAACAUUUGGAGAGAGCAAAGUUAUUGCAAGGAAGGCUCCUUGGCAAUUGCAGAUGCUCCUAAAUGACCAGCCUAUUCUAACAGAAGCAGUCAAAUCUGGAAAACAGCUGGGCUUUGGCAUAUGGGAUGGUGUUUAUUUGGAUAUUUAUGAAGGAUACCUAUUCAGAUUAGGUUGGAUUUCUCAUUGGUAUAAUGCUAAGAACAUCACAAGCUGGUCUUCAUCAAAUCAUUCAGUGUCACUUUUGGUUUCGUCAGAUGAUCCCAAUGGACGGCAAAUCAAUGUAACACUGUUUGAUUUUGAAGAGAGGCAGUUUCGAAUGAAUGCAACAGUAGUGGGUAGCAACGCCUCAGAUAUCAAUAGAUUUAGCAUUGGUUUUAGUACACCAGAAGAAGAAGGAUUUUACGGCUUUGGUGAGAGAUUCACAAAAUGCAAUCAGAGAGGUCAUAGAGUUGGAUCAUGGCUUGAAGAUGGGUCUUGGGGCCUUGGUCUGUUUGAUAUGGCUACGUCAUCACUAAGAGUACCUGCAGGUGAAGAAUCUACUUACUGUCCAAUGCCUAUACUCUACUCUAAUUUUGGAUAUGCUAUUCAGUUUGACACUUAUUACAGAACUGUAUUUGAUCUUGCUAAGACUACUGAUGAUGUCAUGAACCUUGAGCAGGAAACCGAUCAGCUCAAUCUCAUAUUCUUUUUGACCGAAACACCUCCAGAAGCUUUCUCAAAGAUUAGUAAAAUCAAUGGACGGUCAUUGAUACCUCCUCUGUGGGAAUUUAGCCCUUGGAAUCAGAUUCAUGAUGAGAACUCAUCAGUGACAAGUGUACAGCGUAUUGAGGAUUUCUUCUUCAAAUUUGAUAUACCGUGCUCACAUGAUGUUAACACUGUUCAUUUCUUUCCUGAUGGUGGAGAAAAGGGGAGGGAAGAUGAGUUAAAGGCACAGAAUGACAAACUUAUAUCUUUGGGUGUCAAAAGCACAGCUUACUUUAAUCCAAUGGUAAAAACAACUUAUGCAGAGCUUUACGAUGAUGCUGCAGCAAAGGGUUACUUUCUCAAGAAUCAAAAUGGUGACAUAUACAAUUACACUUAUGAAGGAGCAAUGAGUUUUUUCGUGUCUCAAGUUGACUUUACUAAUCCUGAAGCUGUUAGCUGGUACCAAGCUCAGUUAGCAAGAGCUGUCAAUUUAUCGUUUCACGGAUGGAUGUAUGACUAUGGUGAAUAUACACCUUAUGAUUCUGUAGCCAGUGAUGGAACAAAAGGUCUUGAAAUGCAUAAUAAAGUUAGUCAUUUGUAUCAAAAAGCAGCUUUUGAUUACCUCCUUCGUUUGGAUCAAACACCUGGUGAUUCUUAUGCUCCAGACUAUGUAUUUUAUGUUAGAUCAGCAUACACUGCUGCACAGAGAUACACAUGGGCACAAUGGACAGGGGACCCUUCAUCAGACUGGAGUUAUGCAAGUGGUUUACCAGCUCAGAUAACAGCAAGUUUAAAUAUAGGGCUCUCUGGUAUGCCUUUCUCUGGCUCUGAUAUUGGAGGGUUUGAAUGGUAUGUUGACCUUGCUCCAGAUGAAGAGCUCUGGAGUCGAUGGACUGCUGCUGGCUGUGUGAGUGGAUUAAUGCAUGAACAAGGGGGAGGUAAAGGACUUGGACCCAAAACUCACAUUUUUGACUUCCCAAAUGGAACUAGUACUUGGAGAAAAUUUGCUAAACUCCGAAUGCAGUUAUUUCCAUACAUAUACACACAAGCACACAUUGCUCAUGAGACUGGAUUACCAAUAAUGAGGCAUCAUAUACUUCAUUUCUGGAAUGAUGUUGGAGCUAUGAAUCAAGAGCAUCAGUUUAUGUUUGGUGAGUCAUUUCUUGCUGCCCCAGUUAUUGAACAAGGGAGGACUACUAACUGGCCAGUGUAUUUACCUAGCUACAGGUCAUCUAGUAUAGAGGGACCAACAUGGGUCGAUGUAAGUUCAAACUUUCAAUAUGAUGAGGAUGACGGUCGAUAUAGAAUAGGAUCUGGAAAAUACUAUGACGGAGGAUAUGAUGCAUUUAUUGAUGUACCACUGGAUAGAGUGCCACUCUUUGCUUUGGCUGGGAGUAUCAUCCCAAUUGCUGAUCCAAGAAUCAUGACACUCAACAAUGCUACAAAUUCAUCUGUUAUUACAUAUGAGAGCUUAAAACACCUUCGUUAUUUGUGGGUUUUUGCUGAUAAAGAGUUUAAUGCCACUGGCCAUUGCUGGGACACAAACUUAUACCAACUUAUACACAGCAAAGCAGAUGAGCUGGAAUGGUUUGUGAGUGGCUCACCACCAGGUUAUACCCAUAUACUUCAAAUAGCAGGACCUUGGACCUCAUCAGGGUUACCAUCACAAGUUUUGGUUAGUGGUGGAUCAGGAUUGAAAGGUGCAGAUGGUUGGAAGGAUUUGCUGGGCUCUAAUUCAGAGUCUUUCUAUUAUGACAAAGAACAAGAGGUUUUGUGGGUGCAGUUAAUUGAACACACUAAUGCUACUAUUGUCAUGCAACACUGAAUGCUAUAGCUAGGGCUUCUUGCUUUGAUUUUUGAGAUAAUAAUUUGAAAUAAUAAUUACAAAUACAAAGGCUUAAAAAUCCA
Messenger RNA from Amphimedon queenslandica, 2698 nucleotides. Its product is annotated as sulfoquinovosidase-like. Bases 9 to 2615 code for a protein of 868 amino acids. The record is from RefSeq and is a predicted model, not a curated record. The transcript has 21 exons. Gene Ontology annotation, biological process: carbohydrate metabolic process. NCBI's taxonomy places the organism in Eukaryota, Metazoa, Porifera, Demospongiae, Haplosclerida, Niphatidae. Gene Ontology annotation, molecular function: hydrolase activity, hydrolyzing O-glycosyl compounds; carbohydrate binding.